AUGGCUGUGGAUUCUCCGUGGGACUAUCAGUUCCGGAUCAUCAUGCUGGGCGAUUCCACGGUGGGGAAAUCGUGUCUUCUGAAGCGCUAUGCCGACGGGGUCUUUACGGAGUCCAUGAACCAAACGGUGGGGGUGGACUUUUAUGUCCACUUUCUGGAGAUGGAGCCCAACCUGCGUGUCAAGCUGCAGUUUUGGGAUACUGCGGGCCAAGAACGGUUCAGGUCAGUGACACGUUCCUACUAUCGUAACGCAGCUGGGGGAGUCCUGAUGUUUGACCUAACCAACCGGGCAUCAUUUGAGAACAUCAGGAGCUGGCACCAGGAAGUGGUGGACACAGUCAAACCUCACCGCCCAGUUUUCGUGCUGGUGGGGAACAAGAGCGACCUGGAGGCUGAACGGAAAGUGGGACAAAAGGAGGCUGAGAAACUGGCUCUUUCCUUCGAAGCAAAAUAUAUCGAGACUUCAGCGAAAAGCAGCCGCAAUGUGGAAGCAGUUUUCCAAAUGUUAACUCUGGGCAUCUACGAGGCCUUGAAAAGUGGGGUGAUGAAACCUGGUUCACAGUGGGAUGGAGUGAAAACCAAACUGCCAGCGCCAGUUCAAUCAGAGGUACCUGCUCAGGAAAAGAGAAAUAAAUGCUCUUGCUAG
Thamnophis elegans (Western terrestrial garter snake) is the source of this 645-nucleotide messenger RNA. RefSeq names its product ras-related protein Rab-39B-like. The record is from RefSeq and is a predicted model, not a curated record. The transcript is spliced from 2 exons. The coding region runs from base 1 to 645 and encodes 214 amino acids. Gene Ontology annotation, molecular function: GTP binding; GTPase activity. Lineage: Eukaryota; Metazoa; Chordata; Lepidosauria; Squamata; Natricidae.